AUUUACCUCACAUUAAGCCUACUAACCAGUAUUUCAUUAACUCUGCUACUAAUUAUUAUUACAUUUUGAAUCCCCCAAUUUAAUCUAUAUCUAGAAAAAUACAAUCCCUAUGAAUGUGGCUUCGACCCUACCACCUCUGCACACCUGCCCUUCUCCAUAAAAUUCUUCCUAGUCGCCAUUACAUUCCUCCUCUUUGACCUAGAAAUUGCCCUACUACUGCCCCUACCAUGAACAAUACAGACAAAUAACCUAAUAUUAACAAUUAAUGUAAUUCUAAUUCUACUAAUCAUUCUUGCAUUAGGACUAGCCUACGAAUGAACCCAAGAAGGCCUAGACUGAACCCAAU
Molecule: messenger RNA, 346 nt
Organism: Saimiri boliviensis boliviensis (Bolivian squirrel monkey)
Lineage: Eukaryota; Metazoa; Chordata; Mammalia; Primates; Cebidae
Source: the annotation of a RefSeq genome assembly